Molecule: messenger RNA, 351 nt
Organism: Cucurbita pepo subsp. pepo (vegetable marrow)
Lineage: Eukaryota; Viridiplantae; Streptophyta; Magnoliopsida; Cucurbitales; Cucurbitaceae
Source: RefSeq, a predicted model, not a curated record
AUGGAGACCCUUAUGAAUAGAGCAUGUAUUGAUAAAGAUGUGGAAGAUACAAUGGCUAGAUUUCUUGGUGGGUUAAACCGACAACUUGCUCAUCAAGUGGAUAGACACGUGUACUUUGAUAUGCAAGAAUUGUUACACCUUGCUGUCAAAAUCGAAGGGCAACUAGCUUGGGAGAAGGAGAACUCCAAGAGGUAUGGUAUUUCAAAGUCUACUACUUUCAACACUUGGAAACAUAAUGCAAAUAUUGAAAAGAUAGAUUUUAAAGUUGGAGGCAAGUAUGAUCUUGACAAAAAGAACAAAGUUGAGACCUCCAAGGGUAAAGAGAAAGCGGAGGAAUAUAAGGAGUUUUGA